Punctularia strigosozonata HHB-11173 SS5 is the source of this 1251-nucleotide messenger RNA. RefSeq lists its product as uncharacterized. The record is from RefSeq and is a predicted model, not a curated record. The transcript is spliced from 3 exons. Bases 1 to 1251 code for a protein of 416 amino acids. Lineage: Eukaryota; Fungi; Basidiomycota; Agaricomycetes; Corticiales; Punctulariaceae.
AUGCACUCCACUUCCGCCGUUGUUGUUCUCGCUCUCGCCGCGGCUGCUGCCGCAGCUCCCGUUGGCCAAAUUCAAGCCCGUGAGCCCCUUAGCAUCGGUACUCUCGGCAAAGAGCUCGGCAAGGGCCUUGCCACCGGUGGAGGCCUCGCAGCCCUCCUCGCCGGCGCUGAAUCCUUGCUCGGUGGCGACUCUUCUACCUCGAAGCGCGAGCUCCUUCAUGCUCGCGAGCUCCUCGAGGAGCGCCUCUUUAUGGAGGCUCGUGCGCCUGUCAGCGUCGGUGCUCUCGGAAAGGAGCUCGGCAAGGGCCUUGCCACCGGCGGAGGCCUCGCAGCCCUCCUCGCUGGCGCUGAGUCCUUGCUCGGCGGAGACUCUUCCACCUCCAAGCGCGAGUUCCUUGAGGCUCGCGAGCCCCUGAGCUUGGGAUCCCUCCUCGGCGCGUCCGACGACGCGAUCGGAACGAUCAUCAAGAACUCCGCGAUCGGCGGCGCAGCAGCCGGCGCGGCCAACGGUAUCACCUCCGACAUUCUGGGCCUGUUCAACCGCCGUGAGCUCACCGAGGACCAGAUCAAGGCGAUCGAGGAGCAGCUCGGCAUUAACCUUAAGAAUGACAAACGCGCUGCUGCAGGCGCUGUGGGCGCUGAAGUUGCGGAGGGCCUUGGCUCCAUCAUUUCCAAGGGCGUCGUUGGCGGCCUCGGCAGCGCCCUCGGCGGUUUCGGCGUCGGCGAGAUCAUCGACAAGCUCACCUCUCGCGAGCUCGCCGAGCUCCAGGCGCGCGAGCCCCUCAACCUCCGCCGCUCCCUUGAGGCCCGUGCCGCUGCAGGCGCUGUGGGCGCUGAAGUUGCGGAAGGCCUCGGCUCCAUCAUUUCCAAGGGCCUCGUUGGCGGCCUCGGCAGCGCCCUCGGCGGUUUCGGCGUCGGCGAGAUCAUCGACAAGCUCACCUCUCGCGAGCUCGCAGAGCUCCAAGCGCGCGAGCCCCUCAACCUCAGCCCGAUCACCAAGGGCCUCAUCGGCACCGGUGUCGGCCUCGCCGCGUCGACCGCCGUCGACCAGGGCAUCGAAGCGCUCAAGGGCCUCUUCGACCGCGAGCUCGCCGCCGAGCUCGAGGCCCGCGACCCCGCCAACCUCAGCCCGAUCACCAAGGGCCUCAUCGGCACCGGUGUCGGCCUCGCCGCGUCGACCGCCGUCGACCAGGGCAUCGAAGCGCUCAAGGGCCUCUUCGACCGUGAGGUCAGCAUCAACGACCUCGACUAA